AUGAAAGCAUAUACGGAAGAGACUUUCUUGAAAGCCGAACGCACAGAUCUUGAUCCACAUUUCGAGAAUUUAUUACAAAGAGCAGACAAAACUGAGGAACAUACACGAAGGCUACUCUCAUGCAUAGAAAGCUAUUUGCAGCCUAAUCCUACCAUUCGCAUGGAAGAAGUGUUUUAUGAAAAACUGGAGUUAAAGAAGGAUCAUGCAAGUCGCCUGAAUAAUUUGGAGUUGAUGGCACAAGCUAUGAGCGAAGCUGGAGAGGAAUUUGGCUCAUCAGCACCAUAUGGUCAGUUUCAUAUUUGGAAGAUUUUCUUUGUUUUUCAUGUCAGUUUUCUGAAUAUAUAAGC
Molecule: messenger RNA, 347 nt
Organism: Cylicostephanus goldi
Lineage: Eukaryota; Metazoa; Nematoda; Chromadorea; Rhabditida; Strongylidae
Source: the annotation of a GenBank genome assembly